AUAGUGAAUCGUCAUUUUUUUUAUGUAUCGAUAUCUUCAAUUGGAUGAACCAAAAUUUCACUUGACAUUUUUUAGGCCCAUGUAUGACUGAUUGGAGGAACCACCAUUGUUCAGUGGGUCCAAAAAGCAUCACUACCGACAGAUAGCCGUAGAUUUACAUCAGCGAACCAUACGCCUUUGUAAACGAACACUCAUCGUUGCUUAUGUAUGUUGACUUGGUUUCUAGCUUCGAACGCGUUAUCAGCGAGUACAAAAGCCCCGUUGCCCCGUACGUACAUACCCUUUCCACUCUAGAUGGCUGCGACUGGGAAACAAGAAGUUGUCGACGACAAAGACAUGCGAUUGGUUGAUCUCAGAAUCAACGAUCUCACAGAAUCACAUAAUCAUGAUCGUAUGAUUAUGGUUGCGCCAAAGGAAGAACCAGACUCCGAGGACAACUCUCCACCGGGUUUUAGUGUGAUGCCGGUGGAGAUGCCGAUGCCCUUGAAUUCGGCCCCUCCUCAGAAGCGAGUGUCAACGAAGGACCGACAUAUCAAGGUUGAGGGCCGAGGGAGGAGGAUCCGAAUGCCCGCCACCUGUGCGGCCCGAAUCUUCCAAUUGACCAGGGAACUUGGUCACAAAUCUGACGGAGAAACAAUCCAGUGGUUAUUAGAACAUGCCGAGCCAGCAAUCAUUGCUGCGACGGGUACCGGGACCGUCCCCGCUAUAGCCAUGUCCGUCAAUGGCACUCUUAAAAUUCCGACCACUACUAACGCUAGCUCCGAUCCAACCGACCAAGCCGUCAAGAAAAAGCGUAAACGACCCGCUAAUAGUGACUAUGUGGAUAUUAAUGACGCUCCCGGGUCGGGCUUUACAUGUCUUGCCCCGGUAUCAACUAGUAUCCAACCCCACCAACAGCAACAACAACAACCGGCGCUUGUGCCACAGGGACUUGUUCCAGUGUGGGCAAUACCAUCAAACGCCGUCGUUCCGGGCGCUUUCUUCAUGGUCCCACCUUCCAACCAGCCUCAUAUAUUCGCGUUUCCGGUAACGACUACGCCUCUGUUCAAUGUAUCAGCCACGCCUAUAUCGUCCUUUCUAGCAGCCAAUAUAGCGACCGCUACGACUAUUUCGAGCUCAACAAUUUCAGGUCCGAAGCCAGCUGAAGCAACGACGUCGUCAGUCAUGGCGCCAUGUUCGAGCUCUUCUCCAAGUACCAGUAAUAAAACUACUCAGUUGCGCAGGGACUUCUCUCUUGAAAUCUAUGAUAAGGAGGAGCUCCAGUUCAUGUCUCGUUCUGCAAAACACUGAACAAAACACGCAAUGUUGCGUCCACGGUCCGCCAUUAACGAGCUGCAAGAGCGAGAGCGAUAAAGAAGAGCCCGUGGUCACGUGGGGAGAAAGCAUUGAAGUUACCGCACGUUUAAGUGGGGUCAGAGUAGGCGAGUGGGGGCCAUAAGUUGCGGACCCCCCGUGGACCAUAGAAAAAAAAAUGAAAAAUAAGAAGAAAAUUUAAAAGGCGUGGGUGGGGCCGCCCUUCUCAUGUGAUGCUGGCGCGGGACCCAAGACAAACGGUGGGACCAAUUGGGACCAUUUCAGCAUUGUAUCCCAGGUAGGUCCGGUGGUGGUCCCCCAUUGGUUGGCGGGGAUCGAUAAGCCUGGGAUGGGGUAAUGGUGGUCCAUCACUUUGUCAGGGGCCGACACGUGGGGGUCUUAACAAAAGCUUUUCAUUUUUUUUUUAAUAGUUGCUUACAAAAAGAAAACGUGAUGGUGAUCAAAGAUGAUGUUAAAGUGGCAUCAGAAUCGGAUGCCUGUUGAUCC
This is a messenger RNA of Tripterygium wilfordii, 1800 nucleotides long. Its product is annotated as transcription factor TCP9-like. The record is from RefSeq and is a predicted model, not a curated record. Gene Ontology annotation, cellular component: nucleus. Gene Ontology annotation, molecular function: sequence-specific DNA binding; DNA-binding transcription factor activity. Lineage: Eukaryota; Viridiplantae; Streptophyta; Magnoliopsida; Celastrales; Celastraceae. The coding region runs from base 295 to 1290 and encodes 331 amino acids. The transcript has a single exon.